CUGCACCUAUUCGCAGGCUGCGGCGGCCGCGGGAGAGACGUCCACGGCGGCGGCGGCGGAGCGGGCGGCCGAGCAGGGCGGCGGCGACUCGCGCAGGGAGCCCAGAACCGGAGCAGCUGUGCUAUUGUCGUCUGCAGCCCAUCGCUGGGUUUGUCUGCGCAGGCCAGGGGUGACUGCUGUCAGCAUCCUCGAUAAGCCGGCUCCCAGCUGUCACAGCAGGCGGUCCCUGGCGAGGGCCCGGCGGGACAGGGAAGCUGCAGUUCUCGAGGGGCCACAGUCCUGCUUCGGGAGCCCACUUGGCCUUGGCCUGACAGCUGCUCAUCUGCUUCAUCCCAUCAGCCUGGAUUGGUGAAACUGAGUCACAAGAGCUAUUUCCAGGUUUGCUGGGAUGGGAAACCUGCUCAAAGUCCUUACCAGGGAAAUUGAAAACUAUCCACAUUUUUUCCUGGAUUUUGAAAAUGCUCAGCCAACAGAGGGAGAGAGAGAGAUCUGGAACCAGAUCAGCGCUGUCCUCCAGGAUUCCGAGAGCAUCCUUGCAGACCUGCAGGCCUACAAAGGGGCAGGCCCAGAGAUCCGAGAUGCGAUUCAAAAUCCGAAUGACAUUCAGCUUCAAGAAAAAGCCUGGAAUGCAGUGUGUCCUCUGGUUGUGAGGCUAAAGAGAUUUUAUGAGUUUUCCAUAAGGCUAGAAAAAGCUCUUCAGAGUUUAUUGGAAUCUCUGACCUGUCCGCCCUACACACCAACCCAGCACCUGGAACGGGAGCAGGCCCUGGCAAAGGAGUUUGCAGAAAUCUUACAUUUCACCCUUCGAUUCGAUGAGCUGAAGAUGAGGAACCCGGCCAUUCAGAAUGACUUCAGCUACUACAGGAGAACAAUCAGUCGCAACCGCAUCAACAACAUGCAUCUAGACAUUGAGAAUGAGGUCAACAACGAGAUGGCCAACCGAAUGUCCCUCUUCUAUGCAGAAGCCACGCCAAUGCUGAAAACCCUUAGCAACGCCACAAUGCAUUUUGUCUCUGAAAACAAGACCUUGCCAAUAGAGAACACCACGGACUGCCUCAGUACAAUGACGAGUGUCUGCAAGGUCAUGUUGGAAACACCGGAGUACAGGAGUAGGUUUACGAGUGAAGAAACGCUGAUGUUCUGCAUGAGGGUGAUGGUGGGGGUCAUCAUCCUCUACGACCACGUGCACCCUGUGGGAGCCUUCUGCAAGACGUCCAAGAUCGACAUGAAAGGCUGCAUAAAGGUUUUGAAGGAACAGGCCCCAGACAGCGUGGAGGGGCUGCUGAAUGCCCUCAGGUUCACUACAAAGCACUUGAAUGAUGAGUCGACUUCCAAACAGAUUCGAGCGAUGCUUCAGUAGAGCUCUGCUCAGAGAAGAGGAUCUAUGUGCUGACCUCAGAAGAUGUAUAUGUUUACAUAAUUUAAUACAGAUUGAUGUUAAUACUCGUGUAUUUACAUAACCAUUUCCUUCUUGUCACUGAAAUAUAUGGACCUUAAUUUGUAUCCUGACUGACUCAACCCAGCAGAACAUAAAUUGACUUGAGAGCCUUACCUUUGAUGUUCAAAAUGAAAUCCCCUUCUCCAAAGGCAAAAUUUGGAGACUUUGAUCUUUGCUACUGGAGUCCUUUAAUCACACCUGUCACAGUCAGAAAUUCCGAAUAGUUUGUGGUAGUGCUUUAAUUCUAGAUGUGUUAUCUCUCUGGGAAGCAUAGCUUAUAGAAACACGAAGUAUUUGAUUUCCUGUGUCAGCUCAGCUACAGGAAACACAACUGUUAUCCUGAUGGAGAAGAGAAAAAUGCACAUGGAGAAUCCAACCCAACUGUUCUGAAUUCAGUACACCCGCUCUCUUUCCUCAGACAGGAGCCACACGUGCAGCUUUUCUGUGGGCAUGUGUUUUAUUAAUCAGCAUAUUCCUUUUCUGUCUGGUUUAUAUCUCUCCAAUGUUCCCUUUUAAUUCCGCAAGAGGAAAAUCACCUCUGUUUUAAUCAGUUCGAGAAAGCAGCAGGAAUAGAUAGAUGUCUAUUGCAGCUGAGCUGAUACAGGUGGUUGUGUUGGAAGUGGGGGACAGGCUAGAGGAGGGGACAUGCAGGCAAUAAAACAUUUCAUAUCCCUGCUUCAGCCCUGUGCCUGUAGCGACAGGGAAAUGGAGCCCCAACUUUGAGCCUGUGGGUAAAUUUGCCAACCUUCGGAGUGCCAGGUGCACAGUCCUCCUGAUAGGAGCUCUGUUCUCGGUCCACCAUGCAUGUGUUACCAUUUUCUGGUUACCUGGUGUUUAAUAAGCAGCUCCUCCCUAUUCUACCUGGCUAGCUUUUCGAAGAAUGAAGACUGAGUACCUGGAUGGAGCCCUAGCCCUACUAAUGCUUUACAAUGUGACCUUGGGAAACUUGCUUAAGCUCCCUGCAUCUCACCUGCCUCAUCUAUAAAAUAGGCAACUAAAACAGAUCAUCUCCAUGAUCUUUGGUGGCUGGGAGCCAGUGAAAUGACUACUCUGCCGUUUUUCCUUUGUGAGUAGAGUUCAGUGAGCAGCUGUCCACUUUCUCUUGAUAAUGAAUGACAUUCCAAGGCCUGCAGUAAUUCUGUGGAUCAGAGCUGAAUUGGAAUAGAAGCUUGACUUCCUUCUAUUCUGACCUCCAGUGGAAAAUGAUACCAGGAGGGUGUGGUCAGAGAGGGGGUGGGUGGCUCCCACACAGUAGGCCCUGAAACCCAGGAUAUGUCCUCCUGACUCCAGGCUCUUCCUUUGUCACCAUGCAGCCUGUGAAUACCUUCUGUGGGAUGCAACUGGACCCUCUGACAUAACCCCUCAGUCUGGCCUGAGUUAUUACUUGUCUGCUUCCACAAGAAGGAAAGACUCUCCCUGCAGUUAUGAAUAAUAAGUCUAACCCUAGACUAUUGGUUUUGAUUCAUCAGAGUUUCACAUCAUUCCCAAUAGCCCAAGAAAUGAACUGUAAGAUUCCAGUGCUUUCUGGACUGUAGUGGCCAGCCCACAUUCCUGUUAGUCCUGUAAGAAAAGGGAAGAAGUGUUUGUUUUGUUUUAGCAAAGAAAUGCAGUCAAGUGGCAGGAGAAAUUCUCUGGUCUAUAUCUAAACAUCGGUCAACAGAGAGAGGUAAAGCCCUAUCCUUGUGGGGAUUUCAAGUUGAGUAAGCACAGCUGCUUGGAAUGAGUUUCAUCAGAACACAAAUCUACUGAAUGGCCUCCAAGAUUUUCUCACACAUAGGGAUCCUAAAACCUUGGAAGAAGCCAGAAAAUGUGGUAACACGAGAUGAGUAAGGUCAUUAAAUAUUCACCUUAGGAAGUCUUCGAUUUAGCAGCCCUGAUUUCCACUUGGGCAACAACUGUCAGGAUUAGAAAUAGAUAUGCAGUGUUUAGCAUGGUCUCGUCCCUUGUCCUCCUUUAUCAGGUGACGGGAUGAAGGCUUGAAGAGAAGAAAGGGUUUUUCAACCCCUACAGGGCUCUUGAGGCAUCAGGGACUUGAAUCCAAGUCAUGCAUCUCAUAGGCCACAGCUGGCUAAGUGGGAAAAUGUUAAAUUAUCUGUCGAAUUAUGUAUAUGUAUAUAUAUAUACAUAUAUAUAAUAUAUAUAAUUUGAAAGAUAAUAUGUAUUUCAGAGUAAAUAGUUGAGCACAUUUAUAAUUUUUAAUUACCCUAUCAAAUAGGACCAAACAUAUAUGAGGGGUUGCUGGCUUGUUCCAAUUAGCCAGGCCUCUGUUUUUCAAAGCCAAGAUAUACCAGUAGAUGGAUUCUGGAAAGUCCAGGGUCUGAAUUGUUGCCUCUGAUUAUCAGGAGGACAGGUUAACUGAAUGUCUGUGAUCACUAGCUGGUGAGAGGCCUUGGGUCCACAUCAGAGCUGUUGUGGGAGACAUAUUCUUUUAACAGACUGUCCUCCAGGCAUCAGGAGUCCGUGAACAAUCACUUGUUUCAUGCUGCAUGCACGUGUGUCCAAGCCUGUGGGUGGUUUAGGGGAAAGUGCUAGCGACAAUGUCAAUGUCAAUAUUUCAUAUUUGAUGUCUCAUAGUUUUCAAAUAAACAGUGUUUUCCAUGA
This is a messenger RNA of Oryctolagus cuniculus (rabbit), 4039 nucleotides long. It is a transcript of the gene CYRIA, whose product is annotated as CYFIP related Rac1 interactor A. The record is from RefSeq and is a predicted model, not a curated record. Lineage: Eukaryota; Metazoa; Chordata; Mammalia; Lagomorpha; Leporidae. Gene Ontology annotation, biological process: regulation of actin filament polymerization. Gene Ontology annotation, molecular function: small GTPase binding.